UAGGUGUUAGUGAAGGUCCCAACUGGAAUAACACUGAAUCAAUUUAUGCCUGGAUAAAGCAUUUUAAACGAAAUCCUGAUGUUCAACCAUCCAAGCUUGUGGAGUCCUUUGGUUCUAUUUUUCCUUUAAAAGUUGGUGGACCUGGAACUGGUAAAAGUCGGAUCCUCCAAGAACUUCCUGCAUUGCUGCAUAAUCAUGUUCAACAAUAUUCAUAUGAUAAUGAACUGAAGAAUGCAAUUUGUGAAAAUAAAAUGUUUGCCAUUAAUGUCACAUUUGGUAAUGGUAGUAAUGUUGACAUUAGAGAUACUAAAAUUGGAGGUCAAGCAUCAGUUGGGUUACGUAUACUUUAUGAGCAUUUCAUCUAUGGAAGUGAUAUUGAUUUUCACAAAUUCCAUCACCAAUGUUGUCAAUAUGCAAAUAUAGAGAAUUUUACAAUUCAUCAGGCAUUUGAAGUAAUUUUCAAGGAUAUCCACACUGACAUUGAAAUUGUGAUUCUUGGCAUUGAUGAAUUGAAUGCAUUACAUCAAGCAGAUCAAAGUUCUGAGAAGAUUUUAGUUCGUUCAAUUGUAAGAGCUGUUGGUGGAUUAAGUUGUAGCAGCAUGAAAAGAUUCUAUGUGCCUAUAUUGUCUGGAACAAUACAAGGGCCUCUUGAAGCUUUUAUCAGAGAAUCCACAUAUCUUUUUUUACGUUUACCACUCCGUCUUCUUAGUAAUGAUGAAAUGUUUGACAUUGGUGUAAAGAUUGGAGAAUCUGAACCACUUAUGGCAAAAUACAUAUCAAAUAACACCUUUUCAUGUUGCAUUAGUGACAUUGGUGGUCAGGUUCGAGCUCUUGAAAUUUUUUAUGAAAAAUUUUUGAAUAAAUUAAGGCAACCAUCCUAUGUAGAUUAUGUAGAUUUUGUAGAGAUAUUUCGUGAAGUUAAAUCAGAACUCUUAUCACAAUAUCCAUUUCAGGAUUUUGCAGUAGAUGCAACCCCAAUAAUGGCAUGUGCUAUUCUUAAUAUUCCAGUAGAAAGUACUGAUGCAAUUAACAUUGGAAAAUCCCAAAUAACUUAUCUUGAUCUUGCAUCAUUGGGUAUUUUAAAUUUGGAGCAAACUACUGAAAACAAAUUUUAUAUACGCAUGCCAUAUCUGUGGGUAUGGAUAUUGACAUCAUUCAGCAGUACAUGUAGAUUCUGGAAAGUUAUGAUACAACAGAAUUCACAUGUCUUCUGGGAAACUUUUGAAGAAUUUAAUGCACAGUUUUGGGCUCUGCGUCUCUGCCUUCUUUCAGCAUUGAACAAAAAAAUUACAUUAAAAGAACUGUUUGGAGGUGCAAUUGGUGUUGGUGAUGUUUCAGAAACUGUAAUUGACCUUGUUGAUCAAUCUACAGUGAAAAUGCAGUCACUGGAUUACAGAUACCCCCAUUCCAAGGAUGCUGAUUUGCAUGAAAAUUUGGGGAUUGUAUAUUGGAAUGGUGAUGGAGCAGAAUGGGAUGUAUUCUUCUUCUUAAAAUCUUGGAUUAUUAUUAUUCAAGCUAAAUCUUCAGAUCCUACAGCAAAACAACCUCAAACUAUAAAUAGAAAGAUGUUUGAUGAAGAGUAUGAUAAAUAUUUAGAAGGAAUAAAAAAAAUGUACAAUUUGAUUGGGAAAAAUUCUUCCAUUGCAAAUUCAGCCUUGCUUUUAUCCACAAAUGGUAGAAGUACAUCAAAUCUUUUAUCACAACCAUUAGAGUAUAAUAACUAUUUUGUGGUGGAUUGUAAUAAUUUCAGAGAUUUUUAUGGAUACACAUUUGCUAGUCGAGCUGAAUUUGCUGCAGCUAAUGAUCAAAUAGAUAUUAACAGUGCCCAAGAAUUUGAAAUUAGAACAAUCUGUGGUAUAGGACCAGAAAUUGCAAAAAUGAUCUGUAAGAAAAGAAAAGAGAGACCAUUUGAUGAUAUAGAAGACUUACUUUCCCGUGUACUCAUAAAAGGACGAGUAGCUUUAAAAAGAAUAAAAACAGGAAAAGU
Molecule: messenger RNA, 1987 nt
Organism: Entrophospora candida
Lineage: Eukaryota; Fungi; Glomeromycota; Glomeromycetes; Entrophosporales; Entrophosporaceae
Source: the annotation of a GenBank genome assembly